Molecule: messenger RNA, 1544 nt
Organism: Podospora pseudopauciseta
Lineage: Eukaryota; Fungi; Ascomycota; Sordariomycetes; Sordariales; Podosporaceae
Exons: 5
Coding region: 69-1544 (491 amino acids)
Biological process (GO): cardiolipin biosynthetic process
Cellular component (GO): mitochondrion
Molecular function (GO): phosphatidylglycerophosphatase activity
Source: RefSeq, a predicted model, not a curated record
CUUUGCACGGACUCUCAGUGACGUAUUUGCUAUAACCUCUAAGAACCGCCCUCUCGACAUUUUUUAACAUGAAUCUCAAUUUAUCUGCCUCACUAAACAUAUUUAAACUGCUGGCGAAGCCGUCAUUAUGUCUUCCCCAGGCAACGGUAGCCACCUUUGCCGACCUUCCAAUACCGCUCGACAAGGCGUUUGCGGGACAGAGAGAGAAGGUUGAUAUCAAGGCCGUGGUCUUGGACAAGGAUGACUGCUUUGCUUAUCCGGAGCAUAAUGAGGUCUACGACCAGUACAAGCAACGUUUCGAGGCAUUGCGAGCUGCCUACCCAGGUCGCCGUCUCCUGAUUGUCUCCAACACUUCUGGAGCCCAGAGUUAUGACCGUGAUGGAAAGCUCGCCGCUGCCGUUGAGAAGGCUACCGGCGUUGUCGUUCUUCCACAUCAGACCAAGAAGCCCGGGUGUGGCGAUGAAAUCAUGUCCUAUUUCCGCAAGCAUCCCGAGACAGGAGUGACCAGCCCAAGUCAGAUCGCCGUUGUCGGAGAUCGUUUGUCAACAGACAUUAUGCUGGCCAACAUGAUGGGAAGUUGGGGAGUCUGGGUCAAGGACGGCGUUGUUCCUCUGUCGGAGAAGAGCGUGAUGCCCCCACCCAGCACCGUAGGCAAAGGCGGCAAAGCCUGGAUCCGAGAAGAGGAGUUCCUCUUCUGGAAGAAACUCGUCCCGUUCACCAAGAAGCGCUGUGGUGAUGAUAUCGAGAAUAACGAGGAGCAUGAGUGGAAUUGGGUUGCCUCCGAGAUGAGGAAGAGGAUGAGGGAGAAGUACCUGAAGGAAGGGGAGCCUGACCGUAGGAAUUACACAGGACUCGCAAUGUUCGAGCAUUACUGGCAGAGUGCCCGUCAUAGACGCCCGACUGUUGCUGCUGGCCGGUUUCCCAACCGGUAUUGCAAUUUGGAAGCCAACGAAGAGCAAGUCCGGGAGCGCGACGAACGCCUCGUCGCCAUCCGCAAGAAGCGCCGUGAUGCCCGCAAGGCAGCGCGCAAGGCAGCCCGGGAAGCUCGCGAAGUCUGCGAGGCUGAAGAAGCCGCCGGCGGCAGUCCCAUCAGGGAGAGCACCGAGUCGGACAACAUCGACGCUGACAUGAGCGAUGACACCGAUGAAACCUCCGACAAUGACGAGGAAGAAACCCCCGAGUUUGACGAAGCAGAAGCCAUCCGUAAGAUGGAGGAGUCCACCAAGAUCAAGCAAGAGAGCGGCUCUGAGUACGAGUCUGACGAGGAGGACACCGAGUCUGAUCCCGACGCCAAACCCCGUCGUCGCAAGGGGGGCAAGAACAACAGGCGCGCUAGUAUCAAUAAGGAGAACCGGCGUUCAGGUUCGCCGGAGAUGACGCCUUUUGCAAAUAAUGGGACUAUGGCUGCUAAGAGGAGGGAGAGGUUGCGUGCUGGGGAGGAGAUGAGGAGGAAUAGGGAGAUGUAUGCGAUGUUGGGCAGGGGGGAGGGGAAUGGGGGUUGUUAUGGGGGACAGGAGCAGGGGCAGGGGCAGAUGAGAGGUUGA